AUGUCAGAUUCGGACGAUCUCGUUUGCUUAUCAAAACGCCCUGGGCUUCCAAACCUAUGGGAAUGUCGAAAAAUCAUCAAAAACUACAUCGAAGUAGCUAUCGGCCGAGGAGAACAACCAACAUUCGAUGGAGUUCUCACGCACCUGGGUCGAAUCUACGACGGAGAUAUCAAGGGAGACGAAAAGUUAUUGAAAAAACUGCAGGACAAAUACGACAAGUUAGCCGAAGAACUUGCGAAGAACAGCGCUGUCUUGAAAGCUUCGAAGCCGCUGGACAGAAAUGGAAAUCUGACCGAGGCGGAUUUGUGCACGCUUGAAGAGAAAGAAUGGUUGAACGACGCGAUCAUCAACGAGUAUUUGAAACUGGUCGUCAAGAAUCAAAAAGCUACCGGGAUACGAAAUUUUUCCUCUUAG
Molecule: messenger RNA, 414 nt
Organism: Oikopleura dioica
Lineage: Eukaryota; Metazoa; Chordata; Appendicularia; Copelata; Oikopleuridae
Source: the annotation of a GenBank genome assembly